Messenger RNA from Macaca mulatta (Rhesus monkey), 4126 nucleotides. NCBI's taxonomy places the organism in Eukaryota, Metazoa, Chordata, Mammalia, Primates, Cercopithecidae. The record is from RefSeq and is a predicted model, not a curated record.
GGCCUAGAGGCUCUCCGCUGGGCCCGAGCGGGCUGGGGGAGGGGAGCGUCGGGUCGACGGUUUUGGGGGUGAAAAGGCAAAAGGCGGGUGAAAGGCUGCCUCCCGAGGCUCUCCUUGCUUGGAAUUCUGCCCACUCUGCGAAGUUAGGAGUCACGACCUCCAGCACAGGUUCUAGGGAAGGAGUGACUGAUAUGUAGGUGAGCGUUCUUCUGGACGAGAGAAAGACCUCAUGAUUCCCCAAAUGGUUUGAAAAGUGAGAAGAAAAUUGUGCUGGACAUCUACUGAGCCAACCUUAAGGGAUGUGGUACCACAGAUUGUCCCACCUACAAAGCAGGCUUCAGGACUUGCUGAAGGGAGGAGUCAUAUAUCCAGCCCUUUCACAGCCCAACUUCAAAAGCUUACUUCCUUUAGCUGUCCAUUGGCACCAUACAGUCUCCAAGUCUCUGACUUGUGCUUGGCAGCAACAUGAAGAUCAUUUUGAGCUGAAAUAUGCUAAUACCGUGAUGCGCUUUGAUUAUGUCUGGCUUCGAGACCACUGCCGCUCAGCAUCGUGCUACAACUCUAAGACUCACCAGCGCAGCCUGGAUACUGCCAGUGUGGAUUUAUGUAUCAAGCCAAAGAACAUUCGUCUGGACGAGACCACACUCUUCUUUACUUGGCCAGAUGGUCAUGUGACUAAAUAUGAUUUGAAUUGGCUGGUGAAAAACAGCUAUGAAGGGCAGAAACAAAAAGUCAUCCAGCCUAGAAUACUAUGGAAUGCUGAAAUCUACCAGCAAGCCCAAGUUCCAUCUGUAGAUUGCCAGAGCUUCUUAGAAACCAACGAGGGACUGAAGAAGUUUCUGCAAAACUUUCUGCUCUAUGGAAUUGCAUUUGUAGAAAAUGUCCCUCCCACUCAAGAGCACACAGAGAAGUUGGCAGAAAGGAUCAGCUUAAUCAGAGAAACCAUUUAUGGGAGGAUGUGGUAUUUCACUUCAGACUUCUCCAGAGGUGACACUGCAUACACCAAGCUAGCUCUGGAUCGGCACACUGACACUACCUAUUUUCAAGAGCCCUGUGGCAUUCAAGUGUUUCAUUGUCUUAAACAUGAAGGAACUGGUGGCAGGACACUGCUAGUAGAUGGAUUCUAUGCAGCAGAACAGGUACUUCAAAAGGCACCUGAGGAAUUUGAACUCCUCAGUAAAGUGCCAUUGAAGCAUGAAUAUAUUGAAGAUGUUGGAGAAUGUCACAACCACAUGAUUGGGGUUGGUCCAGUGUUAAAUAUCUACCCAUGGAAUAAAGAGCUGUAUUUGAUCAGGUACAACAACUAUGACCGGGCUGUCAUCAAUACCGUUCCUUAUGAUGUCGUCCAUCGCUGGUAUACAGCACACCGGACUCUAACGAUAGAGUUGAGGAGACCUGAGAAUGAGUUUUGGGUUAAACUAAAGCCUGGCAGGGUCCUAUUUAUAGACAACUGGCGUGUCCUACAUGGCAGGGAAUGCUUCACUGGCUACCGCCAACUCUGUGGCUGCUAUUUAACAAGGGAUGACGUAUUAAACACUGCUCGCCUCUUGGGGCUUCAGGCUUAAAAUUGACAGCAUUGGGAUUAUGAAUACACCUGGCACCCCGGCUACCAGAAUUUCAUAUGCGCAGAAUAAUAUUUAAUAUUGUGUCAAACUCUACUUCAGAUUGUCUCCUUAUCCCAUCCCACAAAACAGAAGCUGUCCCUUUCUCUAGCAGGGGAGACUUGUUAGAGAGGGGGGACUCUGAGCUAUCUAAUGUCAGACUUCUAGUGGGGCAGCUCUCUUCCUCAUGUUAUAACAUGGAUCCACUUGUUUUAUUUAAACCUUUUAAUAUAAUUUUGGUCAAUCUCCUUCAGAAAUAUAAUCUCCAUAUUGAUAGGAAAGCAAUAAUUGCCAUGAGGUAGUGAUUUUUUUUCCCCCAAGUAGAUCAGUUAGAAAGAAAUGCAUUCUAGAAAUAACAAAAAUCCUGAUAAAGCAACAAUUUGCAAAAUUUUUGGUCUUAGGACACCUUAACACUCUUAAAAGUUAUUGAAGGCCCCAAGGAGUUCUUGGGUGUGGGUUCUAUCUAUUGAUACUAAUUGUUUUAGGUAUUAAGACUGGGAAAUAUUUAAAACUCAAGAACGCAGAAGCACACAUCCCUCAGCUAUCAGAGAGAUGACAUAACCAUAUGUCAUGUAGCCUCUGGAAAAGUCCUCUGUCUCCUCACGAGAUAAUGAGAGGGGGAGAAAAAGCUACUAUUGUCUUUGUAACUUCCACUUAGCCUACUACAGGGCUAUGCACAUCUGGGUUUCCAAAAGUCUGCUUAAUUUCAAAAGAAAAAUGCUUAAUUGAAUGUAACUCAUCUUGGUGUUAUUAUACAAAAUAAUUUUUAAUCUGCAGACCCACUAAAAAGGCCUCAGGGACUCCUCCAGGGGUCUUCAGACCAUAUUUUGAGAACCCAUGGGCUAGCGACUACCUUGAGACAGUCCUUUACAUAGGCCUGGGGAUUAAAGGGUUUAGCUGAAACCCUAGAUUUUUCUCUAUAGCCUAAUAGAACUCCAAACAUUAUAAGAAUUGCUGGUAGCAUAAGCUCAGGGAUAAGGUGGGAAUUGAGUUCAAAUAUAGUGUUUUAUCUUCGAUACAAAUCAUCUCUAUAGGAGUUAAAUUAGGAAGUCACAACAGCUCCUGUUGAACAAACUCAUCAGUGUGGUAAUCCUAUGAGGGAUAAUUGCAGAAAGGUUUUAGAGACUUGUGAGGUUCCAUAUGAUAAUUCUUUACACACACACACACACACCACCACCACCACCACCAAGAGAAGUACACAGGGCUAUCCUGUAAUAUUAUUCAGGGAAAUCAGCAUGAUAGAUGCCGUGCCUCCAGAGAGUUCUCUGGAGAUUACUACCCAAAUGUGUAUUUUGGCAAUUUGGUGGUAUUUAGGAUGUAAUAUGUUUUCCUCCAUUUCUGCUAAUUUUUUUCUUUCUCUCUCUGUCUCUCUCAUAAAAUACUAUACAUGUUAAUUACCAAGAUUUGAAUGAGUCAAAUUUAGUAGCUUGCUGCUUUUAUUUUUUAAAUAGCUUCUUUUAUGUAUGGGGGGAGGGCAGGUUAUGAAGCUUCUUUUCCCUCAGCUUUCAUUGAAAGUGAAGCUGUACAAUAACCACAUUGACCACUGUAGAAUGAUGAAAGAGAAUAUAGGCUAGGAUGCACACAAGAGGGGGGAAAAGGCAUUAUUAGUGAAGACAGGAGUUACAAAGCAAAGCAAAGUCAGUAUUCAGAUAGAGAAUAGAGCCUAAUCUGAUGUUUGCAGGGAGUUCCUAGAUCACAUUUGGCAAUUUACACAUUAUUUUAUUGAUACAUCCAGUGCUCCAAAAUGUGUUCCCAAAAUAUUUUGGCAUUUUAUUUGUACUAUAUAGGAAUCUUUAGGGGAGUCCAUGAAAUUUGUUUUCCUCAUAGGUCAAAGGACUGAUAAUUAACUUUGGUUCUUAAGGAGUAUGCCCUUUAGCAAGAAGAACAGCAAUAACAUUUUACCCUGAAGUUUUUCCUCUAUACCUACUAUUAUGCACUCCUAAAAUAUGUCAUCAUUAGUCUUCAUGAGGAUGUUUACCAUUUUUGAAGUUUUGCGUAAAUUAGCCUUGAAGAUUACACUAUAACUGAGGUCAGCAUUGGUUUACGGCCAGCAAAGGACAUGAUCAUGGCCCUGGAGAGAUGAGGACACAAAACAAAUCAAUUUCCCCACUUACUGAAGGACUCCCCUUACCUUCUGUCUCUCCUGACACCUUGACUCGUUAAUUAUUUUACCCUCCUUUUUGGAAAUUUGCAACCAAUCCUUCUCAACAAUGUACUCCCUUUGGUACACUGAAGAAAAAGAGAAGGGAAUUAUUUGAGUCCUGAUCCUGAUGCAUUGAAAACUUCCUAUGUGAGAUGUUUCUUUUUUUUACAGCUCUUCCAGGUGUCCCUGAGUAUAUAAGCAUGGGUCUAUGUCUACCAAGCUCACUGUAGAGUCACUUUUACCUUUUGCUAUGGUGGAAUGGGAUCUGUAGGGUCAGGAACACAGCACCUAACACAGUGCCUUAUGGACAGUAGUAUUAUAAUACAGAUGUAUUGAAAGAAUAAAUGAAUGAGUCCUUUUCAAACAAAUUCACCAGAAGUUA